Cyphellophora attinorum is the source of this 777-nucleotide messenger RNA. RefSeq lists its product as uncharacterized. The coding region runs from base 1 to 777 and encodes 258 amino acids. The record is from RefSeq and is a predicted model, not a curated record. Gene Ontology annotation, biological process: RNA polymerase II preinitiation complex assembly; transcription by RNA polymerase II. Gene Ontology annotation, cellular component: transcription factor TFIID complex. Lineage: Eukaryota; Fungi; Ascomycota; Eurotiomycetes; Chaetothyriales; Cyphellophoraceae. Gene Ontology annotation, molecular function: protein heterodimerization activity. The transcript has a single exon.
AUGGCACCACCUCCCUCCAACACAGACGGUGCAGCCGACAUCCGCGGCGACCACCACCUGCAAACGAACAAGUUUCCUUACCUCAAACCUCACCAACUCCCCACUGCAUAUCUACGCCCUCUCCGAAAACACAAGAACAUGGAGCCACGCGCGCGCGCCGGCCGCUACCACGGCACGCUCAACUUUGCCAAAGACAUCAAUGAGGCUCUCUACGCCUUCGGCGCCCCCACACAUCCAGACGUGCAGAGCCCCAUUGCAGACUCACAAGCAUACCUCGACGCAUCGACACGAACCAAGUGGCAGGGUGGCCCGCGACCCAGUACUUUCGUAGGACAACCAACAGCAAACAACACCACGGUGAAGAUCCCGUCGGCGCCGCUGCCGGAGACGAUGCGCGUGCUGGAUGAGAUCUUGACGGAUUUCAUUAUCGAAGUGUCUCAUGAAGCGGUUGAUCAUGCGACGUAUGAGGGGAGGCAUAAGGUCAAUCCGGGGGAUAUCAAGUUUGUGUUUCGCAAGGAUAAGAACAUGUUGGGGAGGAUCAAUGAGCGGGAGAGGAGGAAUAAGCAGAUCAAGGAGGCGAAGAAGACGGUGCCUGGGGGCGCGGGGGCGGAUGAUGGGGGUAUGGGGCUGUUGGGUGGUGGGCUGGAGGGGUUGGGUGUGCCUGGAUUGGGUGGCGGUGGAGGGAGGGGAGGUGCUGGUGCAAUGGCGGGGCUGAAGAUGUCGGUCGAGGAUAUGGAAGCAGUUGGGUGGGCUUGUUGGAGAGGAGGGAACUGGUAA